AUGUCUACACCGGUUACUGGAGGGCUGUCUAAGCCAACUACGCAACGAGCCUUUAGUGAUGACCUUCGUGACCUCGGGUCGUCGGUUGCACUGCUUGCUGGGAGUACUUCCAGAAAUAGGUCAACAAGUGUACAACGCAGAAAGUCAAAACCCACAUUGAAAAAGGCUGGCAGUAUUAGUCAUCCCAAGUUGAUAUAUUCAGUCGAUGAUGAUAUCAGUGAGCAAGUGAAUGAGAAUGGAGAAGGAGACAAUGAAGAUGACCAAGAAUCCACAAUUCGAAAUGACAAGGAUUAUCUUGAAGGGUACCAUGAUGCAUUGAGAGCUUUCCACCAGAGGAAGAGCAGUAAAAGCCCAAUGAGACUGUAUCAGGAUUUUUCAGAAAGAACCCCAUUGCGUACCCCUGCUGAAUUAGCAGAUAUAGAGUCGGUAAUUGCCAAAGAUUUACAUGAAGCGGAGCAAAACAUCAAACGAUUGAAAGCAACAGACCCCAAACGAUUUGGUAGUGUGGAUAAGUUGGACUUUAUAGAAGACCACCAAGGUGAUGAAGAAGCUGAAGAUGGUGAAGAUGCGGAUGAUUAUGGGUCGAUUCAUUCCAACUCGUCUGCUGAGUCUUUGAAUUUGAAAGAUCGACAACAUGCCAUUAAUGAGACACACCCUUUUGGUAUAAAAAUUUGGAAACCUUCCUUGUACAAAAAGAAAAGAUCCGUUGCGGCAAGGGCGGAUGAGGAUAUCCACGAUUUUGAUCCAAGGCGUCCAACUUCGUCCAGAAUCUUUUGGGGUGUGAGACUUACUAAUAUCAUGUGGAGCUUGACAGCUGGUUUGUUGAUCUACGUUGCUUGUCUAAUUGGUGCAGCUUUUGUUUUUGUGUUUUCUGGAUUUGCUAUCAGCUCUGGCCUGAGAUUGUAUGUGAGAGCGUUUUUAAGGUUGGGGAGAUAUUGGCUUUACCCGUUUGGAAAAUUUGUUCUCUUAAAUAAGGAGAAAAAUUACAUGGAUGAGGACCAGUUGGAAGGGAGAACUCUCAAUGAGUUUCAUCAGUGGAGAUUACAAGAGGAAGGGCGACUAUUUUUUGCUCCUCCAAGGCGAUACACAGGGUCAGCAGAAGAGUCAGCUCCCUUGAUGAAAGACCACAAGGGAAGGCCCUUGAGAGACGCGUACAAUUCAUUGGCCACGGACAGCGAGCGAAGUGAACAAGUGCACGAGGGAGACGCAGACGAAAAUGAAGAAAGCAACGAUAUCAAGGUGAGGUUCUUUGGCCGAGGUGAUUGGACCGCGGGACGUAUUGCAUUUUACUUGUACUUUUACUUGAUAGUGCAACCUAUAUCCUAUUUCUUUGGUGCUCUAAGUUGGUUGAUUGUUUUCACUAUUCCCAUGGCUAAUAUAACUUCAACAUUAAACGACCAUGUUAGACGCCAUCCAUUGGCGUUGGACUUUGAGAUGGAAAAGGAAUAUUACAAAAGAAGAGAAAAGAACCCGUCAUUGAAAAAGAAGAAGCAGGUGAUCUUGUUGUGUACUUAUAGGUGUUGUGGUUGGCAUUACUACAAAUACACUAUUGAUGGCACAAACAUCUUUUUCAUCAAUUUACUUUCCAUGGUUUUAUUUGUCAUUGUGGAUUUCUACUUUUUAAAAGAGUCAUUGCAUUGGAAAUCUUUCUUGACUGAUGCAAACGUAAUUUUCUGUUUGUGUUUAUUCUCGAUUAUUCCUUUGGCGUACUUUAUUGGACAAGCUGUUGCGUCCAUUUCAGCGCAGUCUUCAAUGGGUGUUGGUGCUGUUAUUAAUGCAUUCUUUUCCACCAUUGUCGAAAUCUUUCUAUAUUGUGUCGCGUUGAAUCAAUCGAAAGGGAAAUUGGUGGAGGGUUCCAUGAUUGGAUCGAUACUUGGUGGUGUUUUGCUUCUUCCCGGAUUGUCCAUGUGUGGUGGGGCAUUGAAGCGGAAAACUCAGAGAUACAAUCCACGCUCCGCUGGUGUUUCUUCCACCAUGUUGCUAUUCGCAAUGGUCACGAUGUUUGCUCCAUCAUUGUUUUAUCAAAUUUAUGGUUCGUAUGAGAUCAAAUGUAGUGGAUGUGAUGAAGGAAAGGGCGUGGAUGACUGUACAACGUGUCGGUUUACCCAACCAUCUUUCUCAUUAGACCCCUUGUAUUACAAGGUCAUCAAGCCAUUUUCAUUGACAGUGGCUAUUGCAUUGUUUGCAGCUUACGUAUGUGGGUUGUUUUUUACUUUGAGGACCCAUGCUUCGUUAAUUUGGGCAACAAACUCACAUGAAGCUGUAAAGAGAGAGGAGCAUCAAAAAGCGCCCAGUAUUGCUGACGCUCCCGUGCAGCAGCGGCAACAGCAACAGCUGUCGCAACAGAGGUUGGCGAUUGCUCCUACAAGAAGUUUGGGCAGACGAUCUGUUGAUAGUAUAAUAUCUGCAUCAGAGACAGAAAUAAACAAAGAAGGGAAGGAAGAUGCAGGUGAGAAUGGAGGUCACGACGCACCCAACUGGUCAAAAAAGAAAUCAACAAUAAUUUUGUUAGGGGCGACUAUCUUGUAUGCUAUUAUUGCUGAAAUUCUUGUCGAUAAUGUGGACUCCAUUCUUGCCGAUUUCCCAAUUGAUCCCAAAUUCUUGGGGUUGACCAUUUUUGCACUAGUGCCAAACACGACCGAGUUUUUGAAUGCCAUUUCGUUUGCCAUUGGUGGUAACGUUGCAUUGUCGAUGGAGAUUGGAAGUGCUUACGCAUUACAAGUUGUUCUAAUUCAAAUCCCCAGUUUAGUUGUUUAUUCUGUUUUGAAGGAUUUUGUCAAUGUCGAGCAGAUAUUCUCGUUAGUGUUCCCACGUUGGGAUAUCAUUGCAACGUUGAUAUCUAUUUAUUUAUUUACCUACAUCUACGCCGAAGGGAAAUCAAAUUACUUCAAGGGGGUCAUUUUGAUUUUGAUUUACCUAGUGGUAAUGAUUGGAUUUUGGUUUAAUGGAAUCAUCGAGGAGUUGGAUGGUACUUUAGGAGAUUAUAAGGUGUUAAUCGGUGGUUGA
Molecule: messenger RNA, 3006 nt
Organism: Lodderomyces theae
Lineage: Eukaryota; Fungi; Ascomycota; Pichiomycetes; Serinales; Debaryomycetaceae
Exons: 1
Coding region: 1-3006 (1001 amino acids)
Biological process (GO): calcium ion transmembrane transport; intracellular calcium ion homeostasis
Cellular component (GO): endomembrane system; membrane
Molecular function (GO): calcium:proton antiporter activity
Source: RefSeq, a predicted model, not a curated record